UGUCAGUCCAGGGCUCCGAGAGGAGAGCAACAGCCCAGAGAGAGAGAGAGAGAGAGAGAGAGAGAGGGGUUAGAGAGAGAGCAAGUGUGAACUCAGGGGGUUGCCAGUUUUUAAUCCUAAUCCCACACUUCAAGAAAGUGCCUCUCCGUUUCAGCGAGGAUGGAGGUCGCGCACACCAAAGAGUCUGGGGAGGUUCUGUCCUACUUUGGCGUCACUGAAGAGAUUGGCCUUUCGCCUGAGCAGGUUAAGAAAAACCUGGACAAGUAUGGCUUCAACGAGCUGCCAGCGGAGGAGGGAAAGAGUAUCUGGGAGUUGGUGGUGGAACAGUUUGAGGACCUGUUGGUCAGAAUCUUACUGCUGGCCGCCUGCAUCUCUUUUGUACUGGCUUGGUUUGAAGAAGGUGAGGAAACUGUCACUGCCUUUGUCGAACCCUUCGUCAUCCUCCUCAUCCUCAUUGCAAAUGCUAUCGUUGGAGUGUGGCAGGAGCGCAAUGCAGAGAGUGCCAUUGAGGCUCUGAAGGAGUACGAGCCUGAGAUGGGGAAGGUUUACCGGUCGGACAGGAAGAGCGUGCAGAGAAUCAAGGCCAGGGAGAUUGUUCCUGGUGAUGUAGUGGAAGUUUCUGUUGGUGACAAAGUGCCAGCAGACAUCAGGCUCAUCUCCAUCAAAUCAACAACCCUGCGUGUGGACCAGUCCAUUCUCACUGGUGAGUCUGUCAGUGUGAUCAAGCACACUGAUGCUGUUCCAGACCUCCGAGCCGUCAACCAGGACAAGAAGAACAUGCUGUUCUCUGGCACCAAUAUCGCAGCUGGAAAGGCCACUGGUAUUGUUGUUGCAACUGGCGUUGCCACUGAAAUCGGUAAAAUUCGUGACCAGAUGGCUGCCACUGAGCAGGAGAAGACCCCUCUGCAGCAGAAACUGGACGAGUUUGGAGAGCAGCUCUCCAAGGUCAUCUCCCUCAUUUGUGUGGCUGUGUGGAUAAUCAACAUUGGCCAUUUCAAUGACCCCGUCCACGGAGGAUCCUGGUUCCGUGGUGCUAUCUACUAUUUCAAGAUUGCUGUGGCUCUGGCUGUGGCUGCCAUCCCUGAAGGCCUGCCAGCCGUCAUCACCACCUGCCUGGCUCUGGGAACACGUCGUAUGGCCAAGAAGAACGCCAUUGUCAGAAGCCUGCCCUCUGUGGAGACCCUGGGCUGCACCUCAGUCAUCUGCUCUGACAAGACCGGUACCCUCACCACCAACCAGAUGUGUGUAACUAAGAUGUUCAUCAUUGAUAAAGUCGACGGUGACGGUGUUUCCCUCGGUCAGUUUGACAUCUCUGGCUCAAAGUACACCCCAGAAGGAGAAGUUACAAGGAAUGGAGUGUCUACAAAGUGCGGACAGUAUGACGGACUGGUUGAGCUGGCUACCAUCUGUGCUCUGUGCAAUGACUCUUCUCUGGACUACAACGAGUCCAAGGGUAUUUAUGAGAAAGUGGGUGAGGCCACUGAAACAGCCCUGUGCUGUUUGGUGGAGAAGAUGAAUGUGUUCAACACUGAAGUGCGUGGCCUGUCCAAGGUGGAAAGGGCAAAUGCGUGUUGUGCUGUGAUCAAGCAGCUGAUGAGGAAGGAGUUCACCCUGGAGUUCUCCAGAGACAGGAAGUCCAUGUCAGUUUACUGCUCUCCUGCCAAGUCCGCCAAAGCUCCUGUGGGAAACAAGAUGUUUGUCAAAGGUGCUCCAGAAGGUGUCAUUGACCGUUGCACGUACAUUCGUGUGGGCACCACUCGUGUACCCCUGACUGGCCCAGUCAAAGACCACAUCAUGUCAGUCAUCAAAGAGUGGGGCACCGGGCGCGACACCCUCCGCUGUUUGGCACUGGCCACCUGCGACUCACCUUUGAGAAAGGAGGAGAUGAAGCUGGAGGACUCCACCAAGUUUGUAGAAUAUGAGACUGACUUGACUUUCGUGGGCUGUGUUGGCAUGCUCGACCCUCCUCGGAAAGAAGUUGUGGGUUCCAUUGAGCUGUGCAAGGCUGCUGGCAUACGUGUCAUCAUGAUCACUGGUGACAACAAAGGCACAGCUGUGGCCAUCUGCCGUCGCAUUGGCAUCUUCUCAGAGGAUGAGGAUGUCACUGGCAAAGCCUUCACUGGUCGUGAGUUUGAUGACCUCUCUCUAUAUGAUCAGAAGACUGCUGUCCGAAAUGCUGGCUGCUUUGCCAGAGUGGAACCGUCCCACAAGUCUAAGAUCGUUGAGUUCCUGCAAGGCUUUGAUGAGAUUACUGCCAUGACCGGUGAUGGAGUGAACGAUGCCCCUGCCUUGAAGAAGGCGGAGAUUGGCAUCGCCAUGGGCUCUGGCACUGCCGUUGCCAAGUCUGCCUCUGAAAUGGUCCUGGCUGACGACAACUUCUCUUCCAUUGUGUCUGCCGUUGAGGAGGGCAGAGCCAUUUACAACAACAUGAAGCAGUUCAUCCGCUACCUCAUCUCCUCCAAUGUAGGCGAGGUUGUCUGUAUCUUCCUGACCGCUGCCCUGGGUCUGCCUGAGGCUCUGAUCCCCGUCCAGCUGCUGUGGGUCAACCUUGUGACUGACGGUCUGCCUGCCACAGCUCUGGGCUUCAACCCUCCAGAUCUAGACAUCAUGGGCAAGGCACCCCGCUCCCCCAAAGAGCCCCUCAUCUCUGGCUGGCUCUUCUUCAGAUAUAUGGCCAUUGGAGGCUACGUUGGUGCUGCCACUGUCGCAGCAGCUGCCUGGUGGUUCUUAUACUGUGACGAAGGACCAAUGAUCACCUUCCACCAGCUGUCACACUUCAUGCAGUGCAGUGAGGAUAACGAGGACUUUGAAGGCAUCCACUGCGAGGUGUUUGAGGCAGCUCCUCCAAUGACCAUGGCUCUGUCUGUGCUGGUCACCAUCGAGAUGUGCAAUGCUCUGAACAGCUUGUCUGAGAACCAGUCCCUGAUGCGCAUGCCCCCCUGGAGCAACGGCUGGCUGGUGGCCGCCAUGACCCUCUCCAUGUCCCUUCACUUCAUGAUCAUCUACGUCGACCCCCUGCCCAUGAUCUUCAAGCUUACCCACUUGAACGUUGAACAGUGGAUGAUGGUGUUGAAGCUCUCCUUCCCCGUCAUCCUCAUUGAUGAGCUUCUCAAGUUUGUGGCUCGCACAUACCUGGAGGGGAAAGUCUAGCGGUAAAGUGUGACAGAGAGCGGCUGAAGCAGAGAGAGCGGAGACUCAGGGUGGAGAGAAAAGGCUGAGCGCUCCCCAGAGAGAGCUGCCAAAAGUCACUUGACCUGAUCAAAACAGCAAGUGGCAUGAAUACAGAAGAAAACAGCCAUCUGAAAAUACACCAAGAAUGCUGCAAAAUAUUUUUUCUGUGUAUGUACUGAAGUUAAUAUAUAGGUAAGAAGAGUUAUUAAAACUAUUGUGUUGAUUCUAUUCUUAAAGAAUAAAGAUAUGUAUUAAAGAAA
This is a messenger RNA of Micropterus dolomieu (smallmouth bass), 3431 nucleotides long. RefSeq names its product ATPase sarcoplasmic/endoplasmic reticulum Ca2+ transporting 1 (gene atp2a1). Gene Ontology annotation, molecular function: ATP hydrolysis activity; ATP binding; P-type calcium transporter activity. Gene Ontology annotation, biological process: calcium ion transmembrane transport; intracellular calcium ion homeostasis. The transcript is spliced from 25 exons. Gene Ontology annotation, cellular component: membrane. Bases 160 to 3150 code for a protein of 996 amino acids. Lineage: Eukaryota; Metazoa; Chordata; Actinopteri; Centrarchiformes; Centrarchidae. The record is from RefSeq and is a predicted model, not a curated record.